Messenger RNA from Drosophila sechellia, 1835 nucleotides. RefSeq lists its product as uncharacterized. The record is from RefSeq and is a predicted model, not a curated record. The transcript has a single exon. Bases 287 to 1339 code for a protein of 350 amino acids. NCBI's taxonomy places the organism in Eukaryota, Metazoa, Arthropoda, Insecta, Diptera, Drosophilidae.
ACCGGUGACUAAUUCACCGAGAACGAAGCGAGGCACGUGCAAUGGCGCGGCGAUGAUGAGGCAAGAGAACUCCAGUACUUUUAUAUUAUAUGAAUAGGACUUUAAUACAGCCUAAAGCGUACUAUCAGUGUGGUCUUAAAUGGGUUAAGUAAAAUUAGAGAUUCCAGUAAAACAGAAGGUAUUUAAGGAACUAUUUGUAAAUAGUUUGUUCUAAGAAUCGAUUUUUUUUUUUAAAUCACUUACUAUCUGUCAACCAAAGUAGUAGUAGACUUUUGAUUUCCUUCACAUGAAAAUUAAAGUACAAAACAGGAACAGAGUUUUCUUAGUCAUGGAACUCGUAGAAGUUUCAAGAUUGGGGGAAAUUUCUACAUGUGCAAAGAUGCCAUUAAACGAAAUGGAUCUCAUAUCCCGAACAUCGAAAUGUGGCAAAAGUGUUUUAGAGAUAUUCGACGUCGAUGAGAAGGUCAGUUUCUCAUAUGAUGGAGGUGAGGAGGAAGAAAUGGAAACUCUCGAUCGUUCAGAGCAGUCCGAUGAUCGCCCAGUGAAAAUGGCCCAAGAUAUUGACUGCCUGAUUCGACAGAUUGAGUCUAUGCAAAUAGCGAUUAGGAAGCGUCAAGUUAAGAAAUGUAGUGAAGAUAUCAGUGAAGAAACUGCAGAAAAUGAAAUAGAAGCCAUAGCCGAUGCUCAAGUGAAGUGCAAGCAGCGGGAAAACCAAGGAAUUGACAUUGAGAUCAAGAAGAAGUCUGUAGCCAUAUGUUCGAAUAACCAACCGCUGUGCGGCAAUGAGUUGCUGGAAGCCAGGAGUCUUCGCCAGGGCCACAAUAGCAUUCAAAUGCAAAUAGACGAACUGAUCUGCAGGUAUAGGAAACUGCGCGAAAUCAUCCACCAAAUGCGCGAAAGUAUUCGCUGCAUGGAAGGCAAUCUUAUAGAUUUAAAUUCUGAAGCCGAAAAGUAUGUAGCUUGGUCCAGAGAAGUUUCCAAGGAACUAAAGGUGUGCCAGGAGCGAUACAAUUACCUAGUCAGUGCCAAGAUGUCCAAAGCGGAGGGAAAAAAACAAGACCUCGUUCAGACCACACGAUUCCUUAAAUAUAAUGCAGCUUGCCUUACCAAAAGUCGUCUAAAGCGCGAAAUAGCUGAUUUCAAUGGCGAGGUGAAGGAUCUUGUGAAUCUCAUGAGUGAAUUACACAAAGAACUGGAUCGGAAUAUGGCUUUUUUCGAAUCACGACAUUCGAAUUUUCUUGAUGAUCCAGAAGAGUUUCUAUCAUCCUUGACUGUGACAGUUAGACUAUCCGAUGAGUUCCGGAAGUCAGGAAUGAAACUUGAAGACGGCGCCAAUUAGCAGUUGAUCAUUAAAAUAGGUUUAUUUAUGGUUAAGGAAAAUAUUUCAUAUUAGCAACAUUAUUUCGACAAAAAAUUACUAAUAAUAAAAAUAUAUCAAUCGGGUUUCGUAAUAAAAACACUAAAAUCAAAUUAUACAUUGCUGGACGUAAAAUGUUUCUGGCGCAGGAAGUCCCUGAUGAUGUCUUAGUCCGCUUCGCACAAUACGUCAUCGACUUUCUCUCAUUUCCUUUCCCCUUUCACGAGGGCGUCAUUAGUUGGCUGCCACCUUCACGGAGCCAAUCUCACGUUUCGCUGCACUGGGGCAAGGUGUCCUUAUCGCGUAAGCUCUAUUUGACUAACCUGGGAACGACUUCGUUCCAAUUUGAGCGAUUCCAUGUGCAGCGUAAACUUCUAGGCGAUGCGUCAUGACCCUGACCAUAGACACAGUCUAUUUCCUGCACAAAAUAUGAGUACACUCGGAAAAAUAUACUAGCGGCUGGAAAUGAGGUAUCCAU